Drosophila virilis is the source of this 1817-nucleotide messenger RNA. Its product is annotated as pH-sensitive chloride channel 2. The record is from RefSeq and is a predicted model, not a curated record. Gene Ontology annotation, molecular function: excitatory extracellular ligand-gated monoatomic ion channel activity; transmembrane signaling receptor activity; transmitter-gated monoatomic ion channel activity involved in regulation of postsynaptic membrane potential. Gene Ontology annotation, biological process: signal transduction; chemical synaptic transmission; regulation of membrane potential. NCBI's taxonomy places the organism in Eukaryota, Metazoa, Arthropoda, Insecta, Diptera, Drosophilidae. Gene Ontology annotation, cellular component: plasma membrane; synapse; neuron projection.
ACUUGCGCUCAUCACCAGCCUUAACCGUUAUUGAGCUGCCUGCAUUUUGCAAACUCAUUUUGUUCGAAUUUUCGUAUUAGUUGUGUUGUCCACCAUGAAUUUGUCACUCAUUAUUUCAAUAUUGCUAAAUUGUUUGCGCCUGGCUGUGGCCGCCAUCGACGACGACUGCCCAACGCUGGCGAACGGCGACAGUUUGUCGCAGACGCAGUUGAUCGAUCGCCUGACGCACGGCUGCCGCUACGAUCGCCUGGAGCGUCCUGUUACGUACACUGAGGCGGGCACACGUCUGCCCGUGGAUGUGUACAUGCGCGCCUAUAUAUACUUUAUGCAGAACCUGGAGGCGCACGAUCUGCAAUUCAAGAUCUUUGCACUGCUGCAGAUGCGCUACUUGGAUCCACGAUUGAAUUUCCGACAUGUGUCACCCAAACGCCUGCAGCCCAUUUUGGGUGAACAGCAGCUGCGCGAUUCCCUGUGGCUGCCCCACAUCUUUUUGGCCAACGAGCGCGACUCCAGCAUCUUGGGCACCACGGAGAAGGAUAUUCUGACAUCUGUUUCGCCGGAUGGCACGGUCAUUGUCUCGACGCGCAUUAAGGCCACGCUCUAUUGCUGGCUUAAUUUGAAGAAAUUUCCAUUUGAUGAGCAGCACUGCUCCACGGUCUUGGAGAGCUGGAUGUAUAACACAUCCGAGCUGGUGCUGCAUUGGGAGCAAAAGCGUCCCAUCACAUACGAUCCGGCACUGCAUCUGACCGAGUUUCUGCUGCAGCGCUCCUGGUCAAAUGAGACGGUGAUCAAUGCCGAUUUAAGCGAUUUGCGCCAUGGCGCCUUUGCCGGCAAUUAUAGUUCACUCAGCUUUACGGUGCAUUUGACGCGCGUGGUGGGCUUUUAUUUGAUGGACUACUUUCUGCCCUCGAUCUUAAUUGUGGCCAUCUCAUGGGUAUCCUUUUGGCUGCAAGCGGACCAAGCGCCGCCACGCAUUACCCUAGGCACCAGCACCAUGUUAACAUUUAUUACACUCGCAUCAGCACAGGGCAAAACUCUACCCAAGGUCAGCUACAUUAAGGUAUCGGAGGUGUGGUUUCUUGGCUGCACCAUAUUCAUAUUCGGCAGCAUGGUGGAGUUUGCAUUUGUGAACAGCAUUUGGCGGCGCAAACACAAUGUGCCCAUCAGGAAGCUCAACAGUCGGCACAUACUCAAGUCGACGCUAUCGCCGCAUUUGAUGCGUCGCCGCAGCCACGCCCGCUCCCUUUCCUUUUCAGGAACUGGACGCCAGACGGACAGCAGCUCGCUGGGCGGCAAUCCACCGUUCAACAACUAUUUGACGGUCAAUUUGCCCAUUUCGACCAUUACCGAGGGCCAGGAGAUGGCUCCGCGAACGGCUCCGAAUCGAAAAAAUAGCCUUCAUAUGCUGAGCAGCACCAAUCGCAAGCUGGAUGUGACGUUUGUGGAAAGCGCCUUGGGCGCUACUGUAACUACGGCUGCUGCUCCUGUUGCCGCUGCCACCAGCAUGGAGCUGCCGGAUUUUAGCAGCUGCAACAAUCUGUUAGGUGAAGAGUUCAGUCAUGAGGAACAGAUUGCUUCUACCGGCUGGACAACACUGACACCACAGGAAAUUGCCAUUUGGAUUGAUAGCCGAGCGCGUUUCAUAUUUCCGAUUGCCUUUUUGGUCUUUAAUCUGUUUUUUUGGACAUUUGUCUAUUGUAUUUAAGGCGCUGUGUCGCCAUUUUAAUUUUAUCAUUGAAUUCUAUGUUUUAAUCGUGUUUUUAGCCAUUGUUUGUGUUUGAUUAAAUCGAUGUUGUUUUUAGCGUUUCAAAUUUAAA